AUGAUGAUCCAGGACGAAGACUACUUUAUCCCGCCCAAGAGCGGCCGGUACCGCUGGUACAAUGAACCCCGCCAAACCUCCAUCAGGUCGAUAAGAAUGACUGACGACAACACUGCAAUGAACGAUUCGAGCCCCUUGCUGCAACUGCCUCGAGAACUGCGCGAUGAGAUCUGGGAGCUGGCUUUCAACUCGACGAGGCUGACGUUCGGCCUGCGAUACACACCCCGCUAUGGCGAGAGGUAUCUCAAGCCUGCCCCACAUUCCCUCGCGCUAUUGCGCGUAUCCCGCCAGAUACACAUCGAAACACGCGACAUAUGGCUUCAGCGUGUUACUUUCAACUUUGAGGACCCUCAGACUAUGCUAAACAGACUCUCCGAAUUGCCUGAAUCUACCGUGUCCAAAAUCCGCCACCUUCGGCUCAUCGGCUCCCCAAUGAUGCGAUAUCUCAAAGGCUUCGACGACCUCAUGUACCGUCACGAAUCGAUCUUUCAGCUUCUCCCUGCGCUCCGACUGGACUGCCUGACCGUGUUUGCGGUAGCCGCUGCUGCACCGGAGUAUGACGCUAUCACAAACUUGAUCAACCGCGGGAACGGUUGGAAGGAGCUUCGUUAUGUCACUCGAAGUUCGCGCAUGCUCGGCUUCAGCCCCUCCAGGAGCCACGGAUCUCGCGAGACCGGUGACAUAUGCCGUCAGCCUCAGCCGAGGUUUUGGAACAAGAGACUGUGGAACAGGGAUGGGGAGGGUUCCGGGUCAAUCGUCCAAGUCUUCAGAUCGACAGAAGAGAAUGACUGCACGUCCGUCCUUGACCCAAACAGACGAGAGUCUUUCGAACAGAGCCCAGAAGAGCAUGAACUCCAGGGAUUCGGCAGGGUGGACGAUGAGGAUUUGACAAAGGGCGCUGGCGCUCGAAAGGCGCUGCUUGUCUUAGUGAAGCGCGGCGACAACAUGGAUGUCACUCAAAAGUCACCUGGUUACGGAAAAGAGAGGGACAUGAAAGCGAGAUUUCAUAAGAGAAGUUGGAGGGUGCGAAAGAAAGUCAUCGUUUGGACGCCACUAGAUGCAGAGAAGGACGACGAUGAUGUUGGCAACGGUUGGGCGAGACCUCAGAUCCGGCGUCCACCAUACGGCUUUGACGACUACUACGAUAUCGACGACAUUUGA
Alternaria ethzedia is the source of this 1161-nucleotide messenger RNA. RefSeq lists its product as uncharacterized. NCBI's taxonomy places the organism in Eukaryota, Fungi, Ascomycota, Dothideomycetes, Pleosporales, Pleosporaceae. The coding region runs from base 1 to 1161 and encodes 386 amino acids. The record is from RefSeq and is a predicted model, not a curated record. The transcript has a single exon.